Messenger RNA from Cordyceps fumosorosea ARSEF 2679, 1980 nucleotides. Its product is annotated as mRNA export factor mex67. Gene Ontology annotation, molecular function: RNA binding; protein binding. The coding region runs from base 1 to 1980 and encodes 659 amino acids. The transcript has 3 exons. The record is from RefSeq and is a predicted model, not a curated record. Gene Ontology annotation, cellular component: nucleus. Gene Ontology annotation, biological process: poly(A)+ mRNA export from nucleus. NCBI's taxonomy places the organism in Eukaryota, Fungi, Ascomycota, Sordariomycetes, Hypocreales, Cordycipitaceae.
AUGGCUCCACGUGGUGCUCGCAACGGUGGCACACAGCCAUCGCGCGGCCCAAAGGCGACUUCCAUGAAGUCCUCGGCCGGCUCUCGAGGUGGUAUUCAAAAGAAGAGAGCUGGCCCGACAAAGAUUGACGGAGAUGGGGAUCUCGAUAUGGAGAGCGCUGCUCGGCGGUCAGCCAAAUCCGCUGGUGCACAGUCAAGUGGCGGGCAAGCAAGGCCAAAUACAAGGUCCUCUGCGAAGACUGCUCGUGGCACUUCCAGAACGGCACAAAACCUCCUGAAACACCUCGCCAACGGUGAUAUUGGUGAUGUCCCAUCUCGCCCCACUAGAGGAAAGCCCGCCCUUUCCUACCUCCGAGUAUACGGCCUGAAGCAGAGCAAGGCGGCCACCAAUCCUGAUGGCGGCGUCAAGGAUCUCCUCAACUUCCUAGAAAGGAAAGCCUCCGCUUUCACCACGGGGCGCCAAAGAAAAAACGUGAUGAUAAAAAAGUCACACCUUGCUGGAGACUAUCUAUUCAUAGGCGCCAGCAAAGCCGACGCAGAAGAACUAAUCAAACUCAACUCUUUCGCAUUCGCCGGAGUGCCCCUAGAAAUUGUUGAAUCGGAUGAAGGACUCGCGCUCCCUAACAAGGCGACGGAAUCAAAGGAAACGCAGGAGCUUCGCGCUAAAUUGCAGUCGAUUCUAAGCUCGAGGUACUACCAGGCGAACAAGCUACUAAAGCUUGACGCCCUCUCUACAGAUGAAGAGCUUGUCAAUCUCGGCAUGUUUGAGAAUCGCGAGCGAGCUCUCAAGACAUUCAAGGGCCUCAUGGUCAUUUGUGAUGACCUCUUCAAAACAGCCCAGGCGAAGCGGGACGCCAUCGAAAGCAUUAGCGUUGCUGGCAAUGGCAUCGACGACGUCGUCCAGAUCGAAAACGUCGCAAUCACUUUCCCUCAGCUCAAGAAUCUCGACCUGAGCGGCAAUAAAAUCGCGACCAUGAAGGCCAUGGAGCGAUGGAGGGGCAAGUUCAGAGAGCUCGAGACGCUCUACAUGGCUGGCAACCCCAUCGAAACCGAUGACCUCAACUACAAGAACACUCUGCUUGAAUGGUUCCCCAAGCUUCAAAAUAUCAACGGCAUCGCUGUGCGUACCGCAGAACAAAUUGCGGAACGCGAAGAGGCGCUGAAGCCCAAGCCUAUUCCACAAAGCGGCCCAGACUUCAGGGAUGUUAACGGUAUCGGCGAGAAAUUCUUGCUUGAGUUCUUUGAUCAGUACGAUAAAGAUCGACAAGGUCUCAUCACCAGUCUGUAUGACGAGUCGAGUCAUUUUUCCCUGGCGAUCGACACCAAUUCCGUUCGUGAUCAGAGUGCGCCUCUCCCGCUGCCCUGGGCAGCGUACUUGAGGUUUUCACGAAACCUCGUCAAAAUCACGCAUCCAAACGCCAGAGCCACCCGACUAUUCAAAGGCGCGAGCGGCAUUUAUGACUUAUGGAAACUUCUGCCCUUGACCCAGCAUCCCAACAUUAAGACAGAUCUGAACAAAUACAUCAUGGACUGUCAUCCUCUUCCGGGCCUUGCUGACCCAUCUGGGCAGAAUCGUCUCGGGGUGGAUGGCCUCAUCAUCACGGUCCAUGGCGAGUUUGAUGAAUAUGACGAGAAGAGUGCCACUACAGGGAAGAGGAGCUUCUCGCGCACCUUUGUGCUUGGUCCCGGUCAAUUGGCAACUGGGAUACGCGUCGUCAGCGACAUCCUGUCGCUACGCGCAUGGAACAGGUUGCCAGACGUGUUCAACGCCAAUGCCGCAGCACCGGCUGCCUCUUCCGGGCAAGCGCAAGACCAGCGAGCAGCCAUGAUUGUCGAGCUGUGCAAGCAGACGGGCAUGACACCUCAGUACUCUGAGAUGUGCCUGACACAAGUGGACUUUGACUUUGCAAAGGCGCUUGCUAUUUUUCAGGAGAGGAAGGCGCAACUGCCAGCCGAGGCCUUUGCCACUCCCGGGCAGUAA